This is a messenger RNA of Mizuhopecten yessoensis (Yesso scallop), 2121 nucleotides long. RefSeq names its product transmembrane protein 145-like. The record is from RefSeq and is a predicted model, not a curated record. NCBI's taxonomy places the organism in Eukaryota, Metazoa, Mollusca, Bivalvia, Pectinida, Pectinidae. Bases 1 to 1638 code for a protein of 545 amino acids. The transcript has 13 exons. Gene Ontology annotation, biological process: G protein-coupled receptor signaling pathway; response to pheromone.
AUGUGGUGGACGUUUCUGUUCCUCCUCCCUCUGUUGUGGCAGGAGACCCUAGGGAAGAAGGUUGAUGGUACCCUUGUUACUAGUCAGGACUGGCAUUUCAUCACCCGGUUUUGUUUCCUGUCGUCGAAAGGCAUUCUACGAUAUACAUUCGAAUAUCCUAAGUCGUACUCCAUACAGAAUGUGCUGCUGUACUUUGACGAGUCAAGUCAAUGGGACAGUGUUUACAAGACCAGCUUGACCUGUGACCAGAAGGUAGCAGUACUGGAUCCGGCAAACAACCAAAUCAUUUCCUUGUCAAUUCUAUAUUCCUGGUCGGGAUGUGUGGAAACCACAAAGAAUGGCGUGGACUACAUCAAGUGUACUGGAGGACGUACCUUCCGCUCCACGAGAGAGCGAUGGUGGUUUAUAGCCGUCAGUCGGUGUGACCAAUCAACAGGGCCGUCAGGUAUGAAUCUGACCUACUCGCUCCACAUGAUGAACAGUAAGGACGAGAAGGACAUGCUACACCGAGAGUUCUCCGCGGACGAGUUCUAUAUCCUCCCCACAGAUAUCGCCUUCAUGGGUGUAUACGUGCUACUGUUGGUCGGAGCUAUCGUCUGUGCUGUCAUGCUGCGGUCCCGUCAACUGUUCCACUCCACAUACAAGUUAUACAUCUCGUCGGUGGUGUUCUGGCUCGUCAACCUCUUCUUCCUCAGCUUGGCUAACGGCAUGUAUUCGGCAGACGGCUAUGAAAACGACCAACUCGAGCUAGCAGGUCGCGUGUUUGGUGCCAUCAGUGAUCUGGUGUUCCUUCUGCUGUUGAUUCUGAUUGGGAAAGGUUACACCAUCACCAGGGGGCGCCUCCCGGCCUCUAGCACCAUCAAGGUGACGGUGUUCUUCACGCUGUACACCAUCGUCUACGCCGUCCUGUUUGUGUACGAAGCCGAGGUGUUUGACCCCGGUGAGGUGUUGUACCUGUACGAAAGCCCACCUGGUUACGGACUAAUAUCAUUACGUCUGAUUGGAUGGGCGUGGUUCUGCUACUCAAUAUUCUUCACGCUGAAACACUUCAAAACAAAAUCACUCUUCUACUAUCCAUUCUUCAUCUUCUACACUGUAUGGUUCUGGGCAGGACCAAUCGUCAUCCUGGUGGCCAUGUUCGCCAUGGACCAGUGGAUGAGAGAGAAAACAGUCCAUGGUGUCGCCAUGUUUAUCACCCUUGUGGGUCACGGAUUCUUUCAGGUUUUGACCAGGCCAUCGGCUGCCAACAAAAACUUCCCGUACCACGUUCGAACCUCACAGAUUGCCACUAUGACGGGCGCCAACAGUCACGAGCUGGACAACUUCAAUGCACACAGUUACGCAGUUCGACAACCCCACUCGUCCGCCUCGGGACCCGAUCUGACUAGCCUCUUCACCACCUCUACAACAAAGUCAGAGAAGGGCGACGACGACGAUGGCUUGAUGACGUCAUCCAUGGCGUCAGAACAGAAGCGUGGUAGUCUGCCUCCCAGCUACAGUAGUGCUAACCUUGAGGUGUUACCUGGCAUUCGCAGCAAUACGUCAUCUGCCUCCCUAGGUGGCGCCAGUGGUGGGAUUUCUUCACCGCCAAGUUACCACACCUUAUUUACCGCCAACACCGGCAACGGCUGGGAAUAAUAUAACAACACGACACGGACAUAUGUCGAACUGAAAUAUUUAUCAACUGACAACUAACGUACAGAUGUUGGUCAACGUACGGACAUCAUAGGACUUUUCUUAAAUCUUUACAAAUAGAAUGCAGUGUUAGAAACAGUGUUUGUUAAUCUGACUCUUAUAUUACCGCAACCAUUAGAACUGGUUCACAAAUAAUUUCAAUUAUUCGAGCAUUCUUCGGUAAUGAAGCUUGACCACCUGUACCGAUGUCGGACACAGCAGUUUUCACAUCUAUUGUGACAAAAUAACGGUAUUAAGGAGCUGUUACCAAAGUUUCCAUAUUAGCACAGACAUACAGAUAUACAGACAUACAUGUACCUCCCCAGUAUCAUAGGACGCAUAAGUGAGACUACAUUGUUACCGAUAGUAUGUAGAGUUAUAAAACUUAUAUUUCACAUAAUUUAUCUUAAAUGGAAUUAUUUUUUUAAUAUUUACAUUUCCACUGCA